Molecule: messenger RNA, 3504 nt
Organism: Sardina pilchardus (European sardine)
Lineage: Eukaryota; Metazoa; Chordata; Actinopteri; Clupeiformes; Clupeidae
Gene: prkx
Product: protein kinase X-linked
Exons: 9
Coding region: 627-1706 (359 amino acids)
Biological process (GO): signal transduction; peptidyl-serine phosphorylation
Cellular component (GO): cAMP-dependent protein kinase complex; cytosol
Molecular function (GO): cAMP-dependent protein kinase activity; ATP binding
Source: RefSeq, a predicted model, not a curated record
GGGGAGAGAGGGCUCGGGUUUCGCGUUCGGGACGGAAGGGGGAAGAAAUAAUUUAAAUGACACGAAAAUAACGUGAAGUCUCACGUUAUAGCGGCAAGCACGGACUACAGCGCACCGCACCCUUCCAACAGACAGACGAACCCGAACGGGAAUCCCCGGUGGGUAUGCGGGGAACUUUCGCCGUGCCUGCUCGCUCCUCUCCGGCUGUCUUUUGUUUUUGAGCGUUAGUGUUUUAGCAAGCUGAGCUAGCCGAGCUAACAACUUACCACCAGCCCUGCCUUGUGUCAACCAACCGACAUCGCCGUUCAGGUUGCCUCAGUCCUUGGAGUAACAGUGUGUCGCCGGAACGUUACAAGUUUACCCUGCUGGCCAGUACACACACACACACACACACACACACACACACACACUCACGGUGAUAUGCGGUUCCGCAUUCUGCAUCUCAUUAUCUACAGUUGGUAGCCUAGUCGCCGUUAUCCCGAACAAAGGAGAGAUGAACUUACGGGAACCCGAUCAAUGUCUGUGACAUUCGCUACGGUUUCGGCGACAGAGAAGGACACCGGUGGCUUUUGUUUCUUAUCACACAAACGAGCUUCGUCCGGGAGGUGGGAUUCCGCGUGAGGACCAUGGCAUCGGUGAAAUCGAAGGCAGGAGCGAACAAUGAGAGCAGCCCGUACCGGGAGAGCGCGCGGGCCAGCGCAGGUAGCCCGUCGCUCGUGGCCGGUGCCGCAUCGCUGUCGUUGACCGGCAGCCGAGCAUACUCGCUCGAGGACUUUGACACCGUCGCCACUGUGGGCACGGGCACGUUCGGGCGUGUUUUUCUGGUUCGGGAUAAGAAGAGCCGCGGGUUCUUUGCACUGAAGGCCAUGAAGAUCCCCGACGUGAUCAGACUCAAGCAGGAGCAGCACGUCCACAACGAGAAGGAGGUCCUCAGUGAGGUCAACCACCCCUUCCUCAUCAAGCUGUUCUGGACUCAUCACGACGACCGGUUCCUCUACAUGCUGAUGGACUACGUUCCGGGCGGAGAACUCUUCAGCUACCUGCGGAGCCGCGGUCGCUUCGGCAACACCACGGGCAUGUUCUACACGUCGGAGAUCGUGUGCGCCAUCGAGUACCUGCACGCGCGGAACAUCGUGUACCGCGACCUCAAGCCCGAGAACAUCCUGCUGGACCGCGACGGACACAUCCGGCUCACCGACUUCGGCUUCGCCAAGAAGCUCUCCGACAGGACCUGGACGCUGUGCGGCACUCCUGAGUAUCUGGCCCCUGAGGUCAUCCAGAGCAAAGGCCACGGCCGCGCCGUCGACUGGUGGGCCCUCGGAGUGCUCAUCUUUGAGAUGCUGGCAGGGUAUCCUCCGUUCUUUGACGAUAAUCCAUUUGGCAUCUACCAGAAGAUCCUGGCCGGAAAGCUGGAAUUCCCACGGCAUCUGGAUUUCUACGUAAAAGAUCUCAUCAAGAAGUUCCUGGUGAUUGACAGAGCAAGGAGGCUGGGCAACAUGAAGAAUGGAGCAGACGAUGUAAAAAAGCACCGCUGGUUCAAACCUGUUGACUGGGACGCCGUCCCUAUGAGGAGACUCAAACCCCCCAUCGUCCCAAAGGUGUCCCACGAGGGCGACACGUCCAACUUUGACAUCUACCCCGAGGACGAGUGGAAGAAAGAACCUCCGGUUCCGCCCAAGGACCUCGAGGUCUUCAAGAACUUCUGAGGCAUAUCAACUCUACUCUCCCCACUCUUCCUCUCUCCCUCUCUCCCACUCUCCCUCUCUCCCACUCUCCCUCUCUCCCACUCUUUCUCUCUUUUCCUCUCUCCCUCUCUCCCACUCUUUCUCUCUCUUCUUCUCUCCCACUCUUUCUCUCUCUCUGUUGCUCUCCCCCUCCCUCUCUAUCUCUCUCUAUCCCUCCAUCGCUCUGUCUGUGUCUUCUUGUGAAGAUGACCAGUCCAACGGUCCACUUCUCCUCCGGGCCCCCCGUGGUCACUGAGAUCAAAAGACUCCUGCCGGUUUUGGGCUUAGCCGGUACCGCCGCGUUAUGUCAGUUUUAAACCUGACUUAUCUUUUCUGCUGGAGUUCAAAGAUCAAAGGUCAAAGGUUACAUCUUACGCAGACUCUACUGGACACCUGAUGCCUUUGAGAGAGCUGAAGUAGCCGUUGGUUUUACUCCGAGCCCCCCCCCCCCCUCCUCCUAACGGUCAUCUGGUGCUGGUGUUCCACCACGCUGGGGGCGUUCUGGCACAGUGACCCCAGAGAUGACCAGAGACAUGAAAUCAGUUCCGCACAGAUACCCUGGGGUCAACACGAAUGACACAGUCGUGUGUGUGUGUGUGUGUGUGUGUGUGUGUGUGUGUGUGAGAGAGAGAGAGGGGAGUUGUUUCCCCUGGGGCUCACACAACUGACACAGUCGUGUGUGUGUGUGUGUGUAUGUGUGUGUGUGAAUGCUGGAGAAAGUUGUGUGUUUUACAGUGCGUCAUCAAUGUGUUUGUGAGUGUGUGUGUGUGUGUGUGUGAGAGGGAGAGAGAGAGAGUCUCUUCCUCCUCUCAUCCAUUCAUCAUAGAGCUACUGUUAGUGUUUACUUGUUUGUUUAUUUGUUUACCUCUGGUGUGUAUUUGAGUGUCACUCUGGGCUGUUAGCUCCUGGAGCGGUGUGCGUGUGUGUGUGUGUGUGUGUGAUCCCAGUUCUUCCACACCCCUCCUCGGCCAGUUUGACAAAAGUGUCUUGGUGCUUAAUCACACAGGAUCUACUCUCAAUCACCUGAGCUUGUUCAUACCCUCUGGAGCUCUUCUACAGCUUUCCGGAACUAUCUGCAGCCUUCCAGAACCUUCCGAGGCCUUCUAGAAUCCUUCUGCACCCCUCUAAAAAGCGUCUGUAGGCUUCUAGAACCCUCUAGAGAGAGAGCCUUGUCCCUGGACAGCUGGACCGGGAGCCUCUCGGAGUUUGGAUCCUCCACAGGUGCAGUGGACAGCGUUCAACGGCAGACUUAAUGACAUCAUGAAACCAAAACAUCCGCGCCAAACCCCAAAGAUUUGUUUCAGAACUCAGAAGUCUGUCUCCAUUGGCCAGAGGUCCAUUUCGUAUCCACCAGGCCUGUUUCCCAGGACCAGAGGCCUGACCAAGAGGGCCGGAUUUUUGAACCAAGUGACAGUCAUUUCAUAUAAGCCACUCUGGGGUUAAGACUGAUUGACAGCCCACUACAUGGCAACAAACUGACUGACCAAUGAGCAUUAGCAUGCCUGUCCCGCCCCAUUUUGCCUGUGAGCCAAUGGGAUGCAGCCAAACCCAUCAGUCUUCCGUUAAAGCGUCUGUGUAGUACUUUCCCAAACCCAGCAUUGUUUGUUUAUGACUUUGUGUUUGUUUGUUUAUUUGUGUUAAUUAUUUUUUAAUUAUGUUUCACUUUUUUGAGUGAAUAUUUUUAUGGUCAAAAUUACUUUUUUAACCUAUCUCUCUUGGCCUUCUGUGCAAAGAUUGUAUUUUAUUUAUGUUUCAGCAAAAAAAAAAAACGAAAUACAAA